This is a messenger RNA of Triticum dicoccoides, 1344 nucleotides long. Its product is annotated as transcription repressor OFP8-like. The record is from RefSeq and is a predicted model, not a curated record. The coding region runs from base 232 to 912 and encodes 226 amino acids. The transcript has a single exon. NCBI's taxonomy places the organism in Eukaryota, Viridiplantae, Streptophyta, Magnoliopsida, Poales, Poaceae. Gene Ontology annotation, biological process: negative regulation of DNA-templated transcription.
CGCACUGUUCAUGUCACCCUCUCUUUACUCGCCCUCGCCAUUUACUGGCCUCACUCGCUCUCACAUGGCGCCCCAUUAAUAUAUAGCGCCACCACCCCCCGCUCCAAGCUCCAAGAACUCCACCCACACUCCCAGCUCACUCACAGACGCACUACACGGUGCACCUUCCUCGCUCUAGCCAGCCAAGCGAGCUAGUAGCCCGGUAGGCCGUGCGGUGCACACUGCCACGCCAUGUCGAGCAAGCCGUCGUCCAGGAGGAGCAGCUUCACGCUGCGGCAGCCGCCGGUGGUGGACGUCGGCUGCAACUGCCGCCGCCCGAAGCUCUUCUCCAGCCUCUUCUCCUCGUCCUCCCUGCCGUUCCGCGGCAGGGGCGGCAAGCCCAAGUCGCCCAACGCCUCCUCCACGUCCACCACCACGGCGUUCACGGCCACCACGCUCGGCGGCCGCAGCGGCACCACGGCCACCUCCGCCGACUCCGCCUCCUGGGGCCCCGCGUCCUUCACCAACAACUCGCUGUACGAGGACCCCGCCGCCGCUGCGCGCCACCGUGGCCAGGAGCCGGAGCAGGACACGAGGCGCCGGCGGAGGCAGCGGCGGCGUCGCAGGCGCGCCGCUUGGGACGGAGGCGUCGGCGGCGGGCACGGGGAGCAGGAUGCGGAGGCGUACGGGCGCGUGGCGCGGGAGAGCGUGCCGGUGGCGGUGGAGUCGGCGGAGCCGUACGAGGACUUCCGGGAGUCGAUGGUGCAGAUGGUGGUGGAGAAGGAGAUCUACGCGUGGGACGACCUCAACGACCUGCUCACCCAGUUCCUCACCCUCAACUCGCCGCGCCACCACCCGCUCAUCCUCCACGCCUUCGCCGACCUCUGGACCCGCAACGGCCUCUUCUCCCCUCCAUCGCCAUGCCAGUUCUAGCCAGCUACACUCCUACCGCUAGCUAAAAGCUAGCCGCCGCCGGUCAGCAUUACACCGCCACGGCGCCAUGCACGCACGCAUCCACGUCAUACUCUUACCACCAGUACUACUCCUGUUUAUUGCUUACUGUAACCAUUAGUGUUGUAAUUCCUAGUAGUAGCACCUGAUCCAUCGUCAGUUCGUUAACUAGCUACCCGUAGUACUCCUCCAUGUCCAUCACUCCGUGGCCGGCCGGGGGAGGUUAUUAAUGGAGAUCCCGGCCGCGGCCGGCGAGAUGCGCCUAGUCUUCAGCUCAAGCUAAGCUGAAAAGCUAGCUAAGCAUGAUGGUGUAAUCCAAAUCAAUGUAACCGUUAUUCAUGUAAUGUAAUGAUGCGUGCGCGUGGCGCCAUGGCGUUGUAAUGAUAUAAGUAACUGUUUGUGUUUGUGCAUCAA